UUCAUUUAUCAGCACUGCAAACAGCAGUUAAACAAUUAAUCAGUAUGUGUCACCAUCACACAAGAGCUCGGUCCUGCCCAAGCCAUCGCCUGUCCACCCUUCCCAGUAUGUAUCCCUGCCUGCCACGGCACCUCUACCACUGAAACCCAAUUUCCCAAGAAGUUAAAAGGCAGCUCACUCACUGCUCACUUAGUGCCACACUGAGCCUUGGGGUUUGUGCAUGUCUAAUAACCUCAGGAUGAGUUAAACCUUCCACAAACCGUUUUGUGCCCUGCUGACGCUGGCCCCUGCCCCAGCUGAUACAAUCAGUAACUGGGUUCCACUACAGAGCACAGAGCACCAGGAUUUCCCUGGAAACAGUGCCAGUCACCCCAGAGCAUGCUCCACACCAGCCCACAGGCCCCCAGGCCCAUCAGUUCCCACUAGAGCCCAGGAGGGAUGUGCCAGAUGCCCCACUCCCACCCAGCAGUCAUUCCACACAUUUUCUGCACCUACACCCAGGGACAGAGUAGCAAUUACCUGGCAGCUGCUUUCCCUGAUCUGCUGAGCUGUUCAGACAGCAGACACUGUGUCCCACACAGUCAUCACUGAUGGAACACUCAGAGCUACCUGGUACCUGCUGCCUUUGGCAGCUGGGAACAGCAUCAAGAGCUCAGUUUGGAAGAAGACACAGAAGGUGUUGCAUUGACAUCAGUCCUGGAGCAUUGCAGUGGACUGUGCCACUUUCACACAGUCCCUGAGGGGCAAACAGAAGGUGGGUUAGGCAGCCAGGGACACAUCAAACUGAUGGCAAUGGCAAGGGUGAGCUUCAUCCCAGCCAUCCUCAAGGCUCUUCAAUCUCUCCAGCCAUUUAACACUGACACCAGCCCCCACAUUAACAAAAAUGCAUCAGGUACUGAUGGACAAACUCCCUGUCACACAGCUGCAGCCCAAGCACCAGUGAAUCAACCCCGCCUGCCCCAAAGGGAUGGCUUGACCACGAGGCACUUCCCACACUGCAGCAAGCACAGAGCCAGAGCUGCCACAUCAGUGGGCAGGAAUGGACUUACACAAACAGCUCUGUUCACAGAGAAAUGCACCAAACUCCAGCAUUACACCUAACAAACAAAUUAUCAAUCCACAGCCUCCCAUGCAGCAGCAGCUCCUGCCAGGACCAGAAAGUGGUUGUAACCAGCACAGUGCAUCAUCUGGCUACACAGACCAAAAUAAACCAGGAGUUCUUUGGAUCUCCAUUCUGGAGAUCCAAAGUUGGGCUCAGGUUCCUGUGUCAGUAUUCCCAGGCCACAGGGAGAGGGGGCAGUUCCUGAGUACGUCGGUGCACAUGGUUUUGGAGUCAAGUACCCACUGUAAAGUGGCUCUGAGCAGACUCUGGUCACACAUUGACAAUGACUAGUGCCAUCCAGAACAGCGAAUUCACACACACAAAUAACAACUAGGAGCUAUAUUUGAAGAUUAUCCUGGAAAACUGUCAGGAAAUACUCUGUGUUUGUUCAUCCUGCAUCUCUAAAGGAGCCAAGUCAUAAUGCCCAGAGCAGGUGCAGCAGGUCUGUCCCACACACACACAAACCCAGAAAUGUGUCUGUCUUGAGGGACAGGGUCAGGCUUUCUUUACUAGUUUACGAGAAGGCAGUAUCCUUUCUCAUGCAGAGCAAAGGGAAGAGAGAAAGCAUGAUUAACUAACUCAGCAACUCAUGAAAACGAGGAAGGAAACCACACAACACACCAGCAGAAAAAGGUCUGAUCUUUCUACUCAUUUCCCCUUUCUUAAUACUUUGCUCAAGGCUUCUGUUGGCAGAGGAACAGUGGAUGAGCCGGGGACAGUCACGGAGGCCUCUGCACCAGCUGCUGCAGGUUUGCUCAGUCUGUUUUAAGCAAUGGGAGACUCUGCAAACACAAGCACUGUGGGUUACACCAGCGGAGCACCCUCCUCCCCGCCGUGCCAGCGCGACACCACCGUCACCCGCCUGCUCUUCCCAGCGCUGUACACGCUCAUCUUCCUCCUGGGACUCGUACUGAACAGCCUGGCCUGCUGGGCUUUCUUCCACAUUCCAAGCACAUCAACUUUCAUUGUCUACUUGAAAAAUAUCUCAGUUUCUGACCUUAUAAUGACCCUGAUGCUUCCUCUAAAGAUCCUGACAGACUCUGGCCUGGGACCGUGGCAGCUCAAAGCCUUUGUCUGUCGCUUCUCAGCCGUCAUAUUCUAUGACACCAUGUACAUAAGCAUAGUGCUGCUCGGGCUCAUGGCUUUUGACAGAUUUCUCAAGAUUGUGAGACCUUUUGGGAAGUUCUGGGUGCAAAACCUGACCUCAGCAAAGAUCCUCACAGGUCUGGUCUGGCUCUUCUUCAUUGUUCUCUCUCUGCCCAACACAAUCUUGUCCAACAAGACAGCGACGCCCCAGUCCGUGAGGAAGUGUGCCUCCUUGAAGAGUUACCUCGGGCUCAAGUGGCAUGAAGCAGUCAACUAUAUCUGUCAGUUCAUCUUCUGGACUGUCCUCAUCCUCAUGUUGCUAUUUUAUACAAUUAUCACCAAAAAGGUAUAUGAGUCAUACGUAAAAACACAGAAGAAAGACAACAAAAGGGAAAAACGGAUCAAGGGGAAAGUAUUCAUCAUUUUUACCGUGUUCUUCUUAUGCUUUGCCCCCUUCCACUUCAGCAGGGUCCCCUACACUCUGAGCCAAACGAGUGCCCGCAUGGACUGUGGCCUGCAGAACCAGCUCUUCGUGGCCAAAGAGAGCACACUGUGGCUGGCGGCCACCAACGUCUGCAUGGACCCCCUGAUCUACAUGUUCCUGUGCAAGCCCUUCGUGGAGAAGGUGUUAUGCAGGAGAGUAAAGACCCUUCAGAGAGCGGUUCACAGAAACCCAAAAACUGAACUGGACACACAAGUGUCUCCUACCGAGUCUUGACUCCAAAGCUGCACGCUCUACUCUGUGUUCAUAGAGAAUGUGAAAAAUGGUUUGGGUUUACCUCUGUUGGAGAAAACAAAAGGGUGGUUGUACUGUAAUAUUAAAACUUAAUAAAAACAGCAAA
Messenger RNA from Myiozetetes cayanensis, 3030 nucleotides. It is a transcript of the gene P2RY13, whose product is annotated as purinergic receptor P2Y13. The coding region runs from base 1875 to 2906 and encodes 343 amino acids. The record is from RefSeq and is a predicted model, not a curated record. Lineage: Eukaryota; Metazoa; Chordata; Aves; Passeriformes; Tyrannidae. Gene Ontology annotation, biological process: G protein-coupled receptor signaling pathway; negative regulation of adenylate cyclase activity. The transcript has 2 exons. Gene Ontology annotation, molecular function: G protein-coupled purinergic nucleotide receptor activity. Gene Ontology annotation, cellular component: membrane.